AUGAGAUUUUUUGUUCCUGCUUUACUUUUGACUUUGUCAUCUAGUGCUUUGGCUGCCAUUAUACCAGUUCAAUUCUUUGCUUCUUCUGAUAACGAAAAAGUUAACGGACAAGGUUUAUACUCAACUCACGAAGGUGCUGGUAUCAACUACUUUUUCUUGGGUGCUGGUCAAACUUUACAAUACAAUGAUGAAACUAGAGUUGUUUACGUUGACGUGGACACGCAACCACUAUUACAACAAAACCUUACUUUCCUUAAUAAUAUUUUGUCAUUGACUUUCAGUAGAGGGUCAUUACCAGCUGACAUUGCUGAAGAUGGUUCAGUUACCUUUCUAGUAUCUGAUGCUCUUGCUGCUGCCAAGAACAUCAAUGAUCCAUAUAGCUACUCUGAAUCAAAAUAUGCUGUUGUUAAAGUUGGCGGUGAAGGUUCAAUCCCAUUGACUCUUAGUGCUAAAUUUGGUGAUGCUGAAGAAGAACAACAAUCAACCUCAGGUGAAGAAGCCUCUGAACCAACUGAAACUCCUGCUGAAGAAGAAUCUACCAGUGUUGCUGCUCCAGGUGUUAACGAAGAACCAGAAGUUACUUCUUACGAAGGUUCUGCCGCUGCUGUCGGUGGUGCUGGGUUGGCUGCUAUUGCUUUUGCUGCUGCAAGCUUAGUUUUCUACAUCAACAUGCGGAUUUAA
Molecule: messenger RNA, 681 nt
Organism: Lodderomyces orthopsilosis Co 90-125
Lineage: Eukaryota; Fungi; Ascomycota; Pichiomycetes; Serinales; Debaryomycetaceae
Exons: 1
Coding region: 1-681 (226 amino acids)
Source: RefSeq, a predicted model, not a curated record